AUGGCGAAUGUGGAAGAGAUGCAAUGUGGGUCGAUGCUGUUCAAGCAAGAGGAGCUGCAGGAGAUGUGUGGGGUCAAUGUUGGUGGCGAUUACGUUGAGGUGAUGUGUGGCUGUACCAGUCAUCGCUACGGCGAUGCCGUUGCCAGGCUUAGGGUUUUCCCAAGCGGCGAUCUCGAAAUCACCUGCGAAUGCACGCCCGGCUGCGACGAAGACAAGUUAACACCAGCUGCGUUCGAGAAGCAUUCAGGGAGAGAAACAGCAAGGAAAUGGAAAAACAAUGUGUGGGUCAUCAUCGGAGGAGAAAAGGUUCCAUUGUCAAAGACUGUCUUGCUCAAAUACUACAACAAAGCAUCGAAGAAGUAUAACAAAUCACAAGGCACCAAAGUUUCCCAUAGAGAUGAGUUUGUUGAGUGCAACGAGUGUGGUAAGGAGAGGAGGUUCAGGCUGAGGAGCAGAGACGAGUGCCUCUUGCAUCACAACGCAAUGGCGGAUCAAAACUGGAAAUGCUCGGACUUUGCAUACGACAAGAUAACAUGUGAGGCAGAGGAAGAGAGAGGAAGCAGGAAAGUUUACAGAGGAUGCACACGCUCACCAUCUUGCAAAGGCUGCACUACUUGCGUCUGCUUUGGCUGCGAGUUAUGCCGUUUCUCUGACUGUUCUUGCCAGACUUGUGUCGACUUCACCAGCAAUGUCAAAGCUUGA
Messenger RNA from Microthlaspi erraticum, 702 nucleotides. The record is from the annotation of a GenBank genome assembly. NCBI's taxonomy places the organism in Eukaryota, Viridiplantae, Streptophyta, Magnoliopsida, Brassicales, Brassicaceae.